AUGGUUAUUCUCCACGUAAAAAGGGGUGAUGAAAACCAGUUUUUAUAUGAAACCAAUGUUAAUAACACCGUUAGUGAAGUCGUUAACGAUAUCGUAGCUAUUUUUAAUGGACGGUUGAAAGUUACAAGAAUUUGCUAUGAAAUGGAGGAACUAAAAAACCAUGGUACAUAUCUGCCACUAGAAAUGCAAGGACUGACGGAGGAACAGAUAAAAGAUCUCAAGCUAGAGGACCCAUGGGCUAAACGUUGCGCUCCAUCCGGAUAUAUCGUGAACAAGGAUGAGAUGGGUCGUCGUUGUGGUUUAGCUCCACCACCAAAUCUUCAAGAAGUGUUGAAAAAAGCCGCAGAAACUGCAAAGGAAUUUAUUAGCAAGAAGCAUGUGGACCUACGCAAGUGCUUGACCCAAAAAGACGUAUCCAGAGCUCUUGAAGAGCUACGAGGGGCUACGAAAAUCGUUUUCCCAGCAGGUCUGCCGCCUCACGACCCUGUUAGGAUGGAGUUGGAUAACGUUGAAGAUCUUUCUGGAACUCAAGCGGCUAAUGAGGUCAUAGAUCCAUCUAGAGCGUGUCUUUGGGCGUGUGGCAAAAAAUUACUAGCCGGUAACCAGUUGAGUGAUCAUUUAGGUAAAAAUGAUAAAAGUAAAGUAACAGUGAAGCUGUGUUCGUCCUCCGAAAGUGCACCAGGUAGAGAACCAAUUCUCACUGAAGAUGAGAGAAAGCAGCUGAUGCUACAAGCAUAUAGGAAGCAGGAGGAGUGGAAAAAGUUGGAACAAGAUGAUGAUGAUAGUUAUCUUGAUUCGAAAUGGGCGGAUGGUCAGAACUUGAAGAGGCACUUUCAUGGCUUAAAUGAUAUAUCCUGGAAACCAACUCUUAAUAAAAAAUUG
Messenger RNA from Brenthis ino (lesser marbled fritillary), 882 nucleotides. Lineage: Eukaryota; Metazoa; Arthropoda; Insecta; Lepidoptera; Nymphalidae. The record is from the annotation of a GenBank genome assembly.